UCGGUCAAAGGUAACGUAUCGCACUAUCUCUGCGUGAGCAUGCCAUGAACAAAAAGGCGUCUGCUAGAACUGUAAGCGCUCUACCGAGUCGAGGUUUUUUAGUAGCCCGCUACUCUCCCGUACGUUGCCGACGACACUCCGGUGAUAUUUUGCCCAAGGCCCGAUGUCCUGACUUUGUCUUUCUGAAGGUCAUAUUAAGUGUCAUUUGAGCUGCAAACAUGGCGAAUUUCGUGAAUAUUUUCGAGUCUGUGGGCGGUGUAUUUGGAGAGAUGACAUUGGCGACAAUGAUUCUUGUUUCAACGAUCUUUGUCCUUGGAAUUGCAUGGGCUUUUAAGAGUCUUCUUGGACCACAAAACAAGGACAUUAAACUCCCCCCUCGUCUGCCGGCCGGUAUUCCAUUCCUUGGCCAAGCAGUGGCUUUCAACCAGAGUCCUAUUGACUUCUUGGAGAAUGCCUAUGAAAAGUAUGGAGAUGUAUUCUCCUUCACGAUGGUCGGCAAGACCUUCACCUACCUGAUUGGAUCGGAGGCCAGUGCUCUCCUCUUCAACAGCAAGAAUGAGAACCUGAACGCGGAAGAAGUCUACAGCAAUCUUACCGUCCCUGUCUUCGGGAAAGGCGUGGCGUAUGAUGUCCCCAAUCCAGUGUUCUUGGAGCAGAAGAAGAUGCUUAAGACUGGUCUCAACAUCCAGCAGUUCAAGAGACAUAUACCACUGAUAGAGGAGGAAACGAGGGAGUACUUCAACAGAUGGGGGAACAGCGGUGAAAAGAAUCUCUUUGUUGCUUUAUCUGAGCUGAUCAUUCUGACUGCUAGCAGAUGUCUGCAUGGGAAGGAGAUCCGGAGUGUAUUGAAUGAGGAGGUAGCUCAGCUGUAUGCGGAUCUUGAUGGUGGGUUCACCCAUCUUGCCUGGCUGGCUCCCAGCUGGAUACCAUUCCCAAGCUUUCUAAGGAGAGAUAGAGCUCAUAAGAAAAUCAAACAAAUAUUCUACAAGGCCAUUGCCAAACGACGUGAGACCGGAGUUGAAGACGACAUGCUCCAAACGCUGAUUGAGUCUCGUUACAAAUCAGGGCGCCCCCUAUCUGAUGACGAGAUUGCAGGGAUGUGUAUAGGUUUGCUCCUAGCUGGUCAGCAUACUUCAUCUACAACCAGUGCUUGGUUAGGAUUCUUUGUUGCUAGGGAUAAAGAACUUCAGGAACGAUGUAUAGCAGAGCAAACCAAAGUGUGUGGGGAUAUAUCAGCACCGGUCACAUAUGAACAGCUGAAAGACAUGCAGUUACUGGACAACUGUGUCAAGGAGACACUGAGACUGAGACCACCAAUCAUGACCAUGAUGAGGGUUGCUAAAUCUUCCUUGACCUACAAGGGCAUGACCAUUCCUGCUGGCCAUCAGGUGUGUGUGUCACCAACGGUCAAUCAAAGAUUGAAGGACAACUGGAUGCCAGGACCUAAGGAUUUCAACCCAGACAGGUUCCUUGACGAGAGCAAAUCCAACAGCGAGAAGUUCUCCUACGUACCCUUCGGGGCUGGCCGUCAUCGAUGCAUCGGAGAGAACUUUGCCUACGUUCAAAUCAAGACCAUCUGGUCCGUCAUGCUGAGGAUAUUCGAGUUCGACCUGGUCGAUGGCUACUUCCCCGACAUCAACUACCAAACCAUGAUCCACACCCCUCUUAAUCCCAUAAUCCGGUAUAAACGCAGGGAGGAACUAUCGUGAGCAAGGGGUGGAUUCGGAAGCCCGUUAUUGUGUCUAGCUCGUGCAUCAGUAUUGUUCUUGAGUCUGUUGUAGGGUGUGUUUUGAAUUGUGAAUGGAUGGUCUGUGAUAGCAUAGCUACUAAUUCCUGAAAGAAAUAGCAAGAAUGGAUGCUCUUCAACACUGUUAUGUCUUUUUCGCAAUUUUAACAAUGGAGGACAUGUUACCACCUGUAUUGUAUUAAGAAAUGCCUAUUCAAACAAACGGUAUUUCCAUGGAUGUUAAAUUAUUCAUUGAUGGACAUUUUAUAAAUUCUUAUUUAUGCCACCACCCUCAAGGUUUCCUGAGUAUCUAAAUCAAUCAGUUCAUUCCCACAAGUUGAUUUUCUAGUAAAUCCAUUAACUACUGAAUUCUGAAAUUCACAUAGACUUUGUAAAUGGACCAUUCUGAUUAAGUAAGCAUUUGGUUAAUAAUGAAACAGAGAGCUUGAUGUUGUGUAGUGUGUGAUAUACUACCUCAAUGAUGACGGCCCUCCCUCCUUUGCUUAUAUAGGAAAUAUAUAGGAAAAUGAUAUUUAUGUUCCCAGCAGUUACACACAUAUUAAUAUGUGGUGUAUGGUUAUUGUAUUUGACACUUCACUUUAAAAGUAUUAUGCUAAUAGUUUCUGGGGUUUUUUUUGCAAAUUUUUUAAGCAAAUGUGGUAUAAAGAUAUAUAUGCACAUAUUAUUAACAUUGAAGUGAAGUUUAACCAUCCAUUUGCCCAUGAAUAUGAUUUACAUGUUACAAAUCCUUGGCAGCUGCUGUAAUGAAAACUUGCACUUAAGGAAAGUCCUACCACAAUAGUAUAUAUUGGUGUUUUCUGUCUUUAAAGUGCACAAAUUAUAAUUAUCCCCCUCUCCCCUCCCCCCCCAUAAAGGUGAAGUUAUGGAUGGGCGUUCCUUGAAUCAUGAAGUGAAUGUAUGCUGCUUUUCAGGUGAAACCCCAAAUCUAGGACAAGCACUGAAAAUAAAAGUUGAUAUAUCUACUAUACCUUGGCAAGAUUAUUCUAAGGGGGGGGGGGGGGGUGAUCUUCCGUUGUAUUAUUAAUAUGCAGGGUCAUCAGGUAUUUCAAUCAAUUGCAGGAUUAUUUGUUUUUUCUUUGAAAUAUUGGCAUUUCAUAGAUUAAAUCAACUUGAAAAAUUAUUAUUUUCUGAAAGCUAGAUGGUUUUUACUUAUUCUUUGCAAAAGAGAUAAAGUUGUGCUCAAAAGUUAGUAAACCCCACCACAAAAUGCACUCUUUCAUGCCGAAUGAAGACAACAGCACUACAAUGUUGGCAAGCCAGAGAAAUGAAGUUAUUGAAUGCAAUAUAUUCUAUCAGCCGACUUCACAAUUGUAUCUAAAACAAGGCAAAAUUAAGUGUCAUUUUAAUUUUCUGGUGGGGUAACUUUUGAGCACCACUGUGUAUGGUGGUAUGUUGCGUCAUAGUGAGAACCUGACCAAACUAUGUUUGGCAUCCAUGCACAAACAAAAUACUACUUCAUAAACAUAAUUUCCAUUUUAUGUGUAUUUUUCCAGCACAUUCAUUUAUUUCAGGAAUGUUGUAUUUUAACAUUUCCACAUUUGUUUACUUUUUUUCCCUGUAAACACAUUUUGUUUUAUAUCUUUGAAGGCACCAUAUAUAAUUAGACGUUCGUAUGAACGAGUGUCCAUAAGUGAAAAUAAAAUGACAUUAAACUACGAAUGCCUUUAGACUAGCAUAGCUACAACUUUACAAACAUGUAUUCAGGUGUGUGGGACUAAGUAAUUACUAUUUGAUUCUGGAUUUGUAAUACUAUAAAAAAAAAUCCCUCCAAAUUUGUAAAACGUUAACCGUACACCUCAUCUUGCGUAGUAAAAGGAAAAUAUGAAGUUUAUCAUCUUAUUGAUACCAAUAGGUGGAUAGAGCUUCCACGCACAUAUUUUGAGACCACCGGAAACAAAGUUCUACACCUUUUUUUCGCCAGUGUGUGUGCAUACGUGGAGUAAUUUACACAUUGGUGUGGCCCCAUACACUGUUGAGUAAUUUGCCGAUUCUUCUAUUGACAACUCGUCCACUCACCACAUGGUCUACCUUCAUCUAGUCUAAUGUGAUUCCGUCCAUCAACAUUCCAUUAACCGUUUGGUCCAAUUACCACUUUGUCUAAUCCCAUUUCGUCUCAUAACCAGUCGUUCUAAUAUCCAUUUCAUUUUCAUUAAUUUUGCACAAUUAACAGUUACUGUAGUCCAAUUAGACCAAGUGGCAUAUGGACUAGACCAACUGGUUAUUACAGGAAUUUGCAAUCAGACCAUGUGCAUAGUAGACCAAAUGAUAGUAGACGAGUUGACAAUUGGACAAAUUGGCAUUAGACGAAUUGGAAAUAAACCACUGUUUACUGUAUCAUGGAGUAGUUUCCCUUGGUCUCAGAGGUCGUGUGUACAAGCUCCACCCAGCUUAUGGAUAAUCAUGAUUGAUCUAGAUAUCAGGGGGGCGUUUCACAAAGAUUUAAGUAUUACUCAAAGUCGCACUUAAAUGUCUAAUUGCGCGCGAUAUAAAAGGCAUGACCGCAUUGGUCAGAUCAUGCCAAGAGGGCGGGCACUACUGCGUAUUGAUCAAUAAGAUUGCUUGCUCGUUGCAUAUUAUGUGCGCGUGGGCAUUUAAGUGCGACUUUAUUUAAAUCUUUGUGAAAAACCCCCCAGAUGUCAACUUGAAGGUAUACACAUGAAUUAUGUCUGGAUCAGAUUGAUGGCAAUUAGCGAUCAUUAUACUGUCCAAAUUAAAAAUGCAAUGUACAUUCUACUCUACCAGUCAGUUGAACAUGAACAAGAAUGUCCAUUGUCGUGAUAUUCCGUACGUUGUACACCUUCCCAAUAUGAUUUCCAUUCAAAAACAAAAUAGUGCCUGAAUAUUACAUGCUCUGAUCAACAGUUGAUCCAUUAUUUAAAAAAAUAAAAAAUUACCAAGACACUUUUAAUCUGCUUUACACAGCUAGGAAUAAAUCGUCUUUCAAACCUUUAAAAAAAGCUGGAGACCAUAUGAUAAAAGUGAAUCGUCCCUUGAAUUAAUAUACUCAUAUCUUUAAAAUUAUCAUGUAUCGUGGAAUACUUUUUUAAAAUACCAUAAAUAUAUCCAGUGAGUUGCAACUUAUAUUCCUUGAUUGUCAUUCAAAUAUACAAGAAAACUGAAAUAAGAGACUUAUUUUAAAUAUCAUAAAUUUCUUUUCUUAAAAUGAGACUACACAUUACAGUGGAAUACAGAAGCUACUUUAAAAGGACUUGGAAUUUUCUUCAUAAAUUAAACAACUUUUGGAAUACUAUGCUACUGAUGCUUUCCUACAAAGCCAAUAUAAUGUCAAAAUUGCACUGAUUAUCUCCCAUUUAUAUACAUUGAUAUUAAUAUUAUAUAAUCCUUUUCUUCAAUAUCCAUUGAAGUCUUGAUUAAACCAAGCUUUAUCAAUACUCCAGUUUACAAUACAGCAUGCAAAUAGCCCAUAAAUUGUAAAGUACAUAUGGAGGUUGCUUAAUAUACAGGAUAUAAUGGCUAUAUACAAGAAAAAAAGAUGCAGUAUAUUCAGUGGAAAAAAUGAGUGUACGAUUCAACCAGAGUGAAACAUAUGUUCAUACUAUCAUACAUAUUUUGAACAUUUCAUUUCUGAGAGCAUACAGUACACGUACUUACAAUAAGUGAGCCGAAGCUGGUGAAUACAAUUUCAUUUACAAAGUCAGUGCAAGACAUACUUUUGAAGGCAAUACUUAUAAACUGAGGUUAUAUUAUACCAUACAACAGAAUUAGAAAUACAAUAUAGGCCCUAUAUGUGAAGAAUGAAUUAACUUUGUUUUUAAAGCCUGUCCAGAGGUACAAAGCCCAUAAAAGUCUGAGCAAAUUGUUGCCCCCCCCCCAAAAAAAGGGGGGGGGGUUGAAGUUGUGAUCUGUCUGCAAUAACCUUACUUUGAUUAAUACAGUAUCCCAAGAAAGAUUUAUGUCAUUAUGAUAUCUGAAUUCAAGUCACACCUGCCCAUUUCACUCAGGGGACACAAAUGCUUUGUAAUGAUGCUGCAGUCACAAUUUGCCUUUAGUGCCAUAAUGGUGCCAAUUUGUUAAUUUCUAUGCAAAUCAGGUGCCUGUUCCUGGUACAAAAAUGAUAUUUUCAGCUGUUUUCAUCUCAACAGUAUGGCCAACAUAGUGAAAUGUGACUUCACCAGCAUCAUAAGCAAUCUACCCAACUCAGAAAUAUAUUUUUAUUCGAAAAAUAAUCCCACAACUUUAAUUUUCUACGAAGAUGACUUUACAAUAUGCUGCUUUUUCGUCAGAUUUCACUGAUAAUUUGCUUCUGGGAUUAUAUCCUGACGAACAGUUUUAAGUUAUCCUGAAAAUGCUCUUUUCCCUCUAGACUAUUGUACCUCUGUUUUCUUAUGUACAAAUUGAAUAAGGAACAGACAAUGACACUUUUUACCUACACAAAAAUGAAGUGACAAAAUUGUAAGGCCCGUAAGAAAAUAUAUCACAACCCCAUUUGGCAAACAAUUAGCAUAUAUAUACAGACACAACAUUUACAGAUUAGUGACAUCAUCAAUGAUUUCAUUCAUCACUCCAUACCUGUGCACAUAUAUUAUUUUGCAGGCACAAAACUGAUAUUGCAGUACGCCAUUGUGACACCCUGACAGUCACAAAAGCACAUAAAGGUUUUUAAAAAAAAUGUAAUGAGUGACACACACAUAAACAUGUACAUAAAAUGAAAAAAAAAAUCUUGUAGUUUUAUUGAGUUUUGUUACGAACUUGACACAUGCCAUGUGGGGUGUGAAGCACCUAGAAGUGUAGCAAUUUCAAUAUGAUUUCAGGGCAUAAGGGCCGGUAUCAUAAAGCCUAGUGACUGAUCACGGGACUGAUUUUUACAAUUGAUUAUACAUAAUAAUCAAUGCAAUCAGUCAUAGAGAUCAGCCCUACGAUCAAUUACUAACCUUUGUGAAACUGGGCCCAAGAUCUACUAUUUAGCAAAUAUUGCAUUGAUGUCAGGAUAACCUAUCGAAUCAUGUCCAUGAAUAGAUCUGUAUCAAUGCCCAAUAAAACACAUUUCACAAUGCGUAAGGCCCCCAUUUCCACAGAACGGAGACCAUUGAAAGACCACUGAAAGACUUAUAAUCGGUGAGGUCUUACAGCGGUCUUCAAGGUUACUGAAAUUUGUCAUCUCUGUGGAAUGGCUCCGAAAGACCCCUCAAAGAACUCUGAAAGACUGAUCCUAUAUUUCUUGUCUUACUGGUCUUAAAGUAGUCCUAUAGAGACCUUUCAAUGGUCUUUCAGAGAUCUUUCAUGCAACAAGUGAUCUUUCAGAAUUCUUUCCAUGGACUUUGCCUGGUCUUUGAAUGAUCUUUCAAUGAUCUCUCACGAGUCUUGCAGUGAUCUCUGCAAAAAUCUUGA
Lytechinus variegatus (green sea urchin) is the source of this 7096-nucleotide messenger RNA. RefSeq names its product lanosterol 14-alpha demethylase-like. The coding region runs from base 219 to 1709 and encodes 496 amino acids. Gene Ontology annotation, biological process: sterol metabolic process. The record is from RefSeq and is a predicted model, not a curated record. NCBI's taxonomy places the organism in Eukaryota, Metazoa, Echinodermata, Echinoidea, Temnopleuroida, Toxopneustidae. Gene Ontology annotation, molecular function: iron ion binding; heme binding; monooxygenase activity. The transcript has 12 exons.